AUGGAAUCUGCUGCAAGUUCCAUGGAGCUCAAGGAUAACACGGUUAUCGUGGUCCUUGGUGCUUCUGGAGAUCUCGCAAAGAAGAAGACUUUCCCUGCUCUCUUCGGUCUCUACCGCAAUCAAUUCCUGCCGAAAGAUGUUAAGAUCGUCGGCUAUGCGCGAACGAAGAUGGACCACGAGGAGUACCUCAAGCGAGUCAAAUCAUACAUCAAGACCCCUACCAAAGACAUGGAGAAGCAGCUCGCAGAGUUCUGUGAGCAUUGCAGUUACGUGUCUGGACAAUAUGACCAGGAUGAUUCGUUCUUGAACCUUAACGCCCACCUUGAGAAGCUAGAGGAUGGCCGACGCGAGACCCAUCGUCUAUUCUACAUGGCACUUCCUCCUAGUGUCUUCACAAUCGUCUCCCAGCACCUCAAAAGAUGUUGCUAUCCUUCUAGAGGCAUCGCGCGAGUUAUUGUCGAGAAGCCUUUCGGAAAGGACCUCGCUAGCUCGCGCGAGUUACAAAAGUCGUUGGAACCUGAUUGGAAGGAGGAUGAGCUUUUCCGUAUCGAUCACUACCUCGGAAAAGAAAUGGUGAAGAAUAUCCUGAUUCUUCGUUUUGGUAAUGAGUUCUUUGGUGCUACCUGGAACCGACACCACAUAGACAACGUUCAGAUUACCUUCAAGGAGCCUUUUGGUACUGAGGGUCGUGGCGGAUAUUUCGACGAAUUCGGCAUCAUUCGAGAUGUUAUGCAAAACCAUCUACUUCAGGUCCUGACGCUGCUAGCGAUGGAGCGGCCAAUCUCUUUCUCAGCAGAAGAUAUUCGUGACGAGAAAGUCCGCGUUUUGCGAGGUAUCCCAGCCAUCGAGCCUAAGAACGUCAUUAUCGGCCAAUACGGAAAAUCCCUAGAUGGCAGCAAGCCCUCUUAUAAAGAGGAUGAUACCGUCCCUAAAGAGUCACGCUGCCCGACCUUCUGUGCUCUAGUUGCCUACAUCAAGAACGAGAGGUGGGAUGGUGUGCCGUUCAUCAUGAAGGCUGGCAAGGCUCUAAAUGAGCAAAAGACGGAGAUUCGAAUACAGUUUAAGGACGUUACUAGUGGUAUCUUCAAGGACAUUCCUCGAAACGAACUCGUCAUGCGUAUCCAACCGAACGAGAGUGUUUAUAUCAAGAUGAACUCGAAGCUGCCUGGAUUGAGCAUGCAAACUGUCGUGACGGAACUGGAUUUGACUUAUAGACGACGAUUCUCCGACCUCAAGAUCCCCGAGGCCUACGAAUCGCUGAUCCUAGACGCACUCAAGGGCGACCACUCUAACUUUGUUCGAGACGAUGAGUUGGAUGCUAGCUGGAGGAUCUUCACACCCCUGCUACACUACCUUGAUGACAACAAGGAGAUUAUCCCGAUGGAAUAUCCCUAUGGCUCCCGAGGACCUGCAGUCCUAGAUGAUUUCACGUCAUCUUAUGGGUAUAAAUUUAGCGAUGCUACAGGCUACCAGUGGCCAAUGACUUCGGCAUCACCCCCCAACAAGUUGUAA
Hypoxylon fragiforme is the source of this 1512-nucleotide messenger RNA. RefSeq names its product glucose-6-phosphate 1-dehydrogenase. The coding region runs from base 1 to 1512 and encodes 503 amino acids. NCBI's taxonomy places the organism in Eukaryota, Fungi, Ascomycota, Sordariomycetes, Xylariales, Hypoxylaceae. Gene Ontology annotation, molecular function: glucose-6-phosphate dehydrogenase activity; NADP binding. Gene Ontology annotation, cellular component: cytosol. The transcript has 6 exons. Gene Ontology annotation, biological process: glucose metabolic process; pentose-phosphate shunt, oxidative branch. The record is from RefSeq and is a predicted model, not a curated record.